CCAGUGCUGAAGCUGGAUGCGCUAGUGUUGAAGCAGCUCAAUGAACGCGGCAUCGCCGAGGGAUUUCCACGCCUGAUCGCAGCCGGUCGAACGACGCUUUACAAAUAUAUUGUCAUGGAACUGGUUGGCCCCGACCUGCAACGCCUGCGACGAGCUACGCCCACUAAAAAGUUUAGCCUAUCAAGCUCGUUGCGAAUUGCAUCGCAGACGCUGGACCGCAUAGAAGCACUACACGACUGCGGAUGGCUGUGCCGCGAUGUAAAGGCCAACAAUUUUUGCAUCGGCAAAGAGAACACCGGAAUGAUUUACAUGCUCGAUUUUGGUUUCGCACGAAGAUUCGUGCGCGAGAAUGGUACACUGUUAGAACGACGCAAAGCUGCUGGCUUAAUGGGCACAAUUUAUUAUGCUUCACUGAAUGCACAUGACUUUUCGGAACAGUGUCGAAAAGACGAUCUAGAAUCGUGGUUUUAUAUGAUCAUCGAAAUGAUAGUCGGCAGCUUGCCGUGGCUUGUUUGUGAUCCGAAAGACGAGUAUCUGCUUGUCGGAGAGUGGAAGAAAUUUAUUCGUGGACCAGGGCGACAGAUUCUACUUGCUGGAACGCCGGACGAAUUUAACGAAAUUCUGGAUGUUAUCGACCAAACAGCAUUUAUCGCUCGGCCAAGGUACCGUGUGAUUCAUGCAAUGAUUGAGCGCGCCAUGGACCGCCUUCAGGUUGAUAGGAAGAAACCAUUUGAAUGGCAGGAAGAUCCCACGGUACUGCAGAGGAGCACAACCAUUGGCGAAUUCAGUGAAACAAACCAAGACAACAAAGCGCUCCAAGUAAAAGAAAUCAAAGAAGAAGCUGUUGCUUGUGAGACUUGA
This is a messenger RNA of Gongylonema pulchrum, 861 nucleotides long. The record is from the annotation of a GenBank genome assembly. NCBI's taxonomy places the organism in Eukaryota, Metazoa, Nematoda, Chromadorea, Rhabditida, Gongylonematidae.